AUGACAUCCCGAUUUGGAAAGACCUACAGCCGGAAAGGGGGAAACGGCAGUUCCAAGUUUGACGAAGUGUUUUCCAACAAACGGACCACCCUUAGUACAAAAUGGGGAGAAACCACAUUCAUGGCCAAAUUAGGACAGAAGAGGUCCAGUGUCAAACCAGAUAUUUCCGAAGUUCCUAAAAAACCCAAAGUUGAAGAUGAGGUAACAGAGGAUCCAUUUGGGUUUGACAGUGAUGAAGAAUCUCUUCCUGUGUCUUCAAAGAAUGUGUCACAGGCUAAAAGCUCCUCUCAGCUGGAACCCGGUGAAGCUGCUCAGUCUGAGGACUUCACUCCUCUACUUGAAGCUAACAGCAGAGUUAAUCAGCCAGACAGUGGAGAAAACGUUGCAUCCAGCAAGUGCAUGUCUUUUGACAAUACUGUUCCUCUCUUAAAAGAAAAGAGCACAAGCAAAAAUGUGGAAGACGGAGAGUGCAAAGGUAGCAGUGCUAAACUUGUAACUGCAGAUAAAAUACAGAAUUUGAAUGAAGAUAAUGAGAACAGUCAUUUCAUCUAUGAGAAUGCUGAAGGCAGUAACAAAACCAAUGCUGAAACUACAGACGCUUCUGGAUACAACAUUGAAGCCAAGGACUUGCCUGAUUCUUGGGACUCCAAUGUCAGAAGAACAGCAGACUCUCCAUCAGAAACAUCUCAGACGAAGGGGCAAUUAAGAACUCACUUGUAUGAAUGGGAGGAUGAAACUGAAGACACCAGAACUGGAGAAUAUAUAUUAGAUUUUGACAAUGAACAUCUCUCAGAGAUGAAGAGCAAGGAUGAGGAGUGUGAUAAAGAAGAUACUGAAAAUCCAAAGGAAGCCAUUAGUGAAGAACUUGUGCAAACUAUUCCUAGGCCGAGCAACUGUAGGACGUAUUGUCGAUCCAAUAAAGCAAAACCUCAAGGGGCAACAAAUUUUGACAAGCUAAUGGAUGGCACUAGUCAGUCUUUGUCCAAAGCAAAUAAUGAGUCAAAUAAUGAUGGUCUGAAUGCAGCAAGAAAAGUUUCUUUAAGUAGUGGGACCAGUUUUAGAGGGACGGUUGGACGGACUAGAGACUACACUGUUCUACAUCCAUCUUGCUUGUCAGUUUGUAAUGUUACUAUCCAGGAUACCAUGGAACGAAUCGAUGAAUUUACCACAGCAGCCCCCACUGACUUGGGAGAAGCUGGACGCUUAAGAAAAAAAGCAGACAUUGCUACUACAAAAACUACAACCCGGUUUCGACCAAGCAAUACUAAAUCCAAAAAGGAUGUCAAAUUAGAGUUUUUUGGGUUUGAUGAUCAAGAUGAGGGAGGGGGAGAUGAAGGUGCCUCUAGAAGUUGUGGGAGUUCCAAUUACAAAAUCAAGUACUUUGGGUUUGAUGACUUGAGUGAAAGCGAGGAUGAAGAUGAAGAGUGGCAGGUAGCAGAAAGGAAAGCUAACAAAAAACGAAGUAGAACUGCACCAUCUUCUUCGCUACAGUCAACCUCUGAUGGCAAUGAAAACUGUUCCCAGGAUAGCCAGCUCAGUACUAACACAGGUAAGUGGAACUCUUCUGGAAUACAUACUUAA
Messenger RNA from Leptosomus discolor (cuckoo roller), 1581 nucleotides. Lineage: Eukaryota; Metazoa; Chordata; Aves; Leptosomiformes; Leptosomidae. The record is from RefSeq and is a predicted model, not a curated record.